Syzygium oleosum is the source of this 3005-nucleotide messenger RNA. RefSeq lists its product as uncharacterized. Gene Ontology annotation, cellular component: chloroplast. The record is from RefSeq and is a predicted model, not a curated record. The transcript is spliced from 18 exons. Bases 101 to 2686 code for a protein of 861 amino acids. Lineage: Eukaryota; Viridiplantae; Streptophyta; Magnoliopsida; Myrtales; Myrtaceae. Gene Ontology annotation, biological process: guanosine tetraphosphate metabolic process.
CGUUACCCACCACACACCUGUUCCAACCUCUCUCUCUCUCUCCCUCUCUCCAUGAUCGAAUCGGAGCACCAACCAUCCUCGCCUCCGGUGGAGGCAUAACAUGAGCUCAUGCCACUCCUCCUCCUCCUCCUCCGCCGCCGCCAUGUUCAUCCCCAAGUUCCACCCCUUGCGCUCCAACCACCCCCGCCUCCCUCCCCCCCACCGCUUCCGCUCCAUCCUGGACCAGCUCUCCCCCAACCUCUCCGUCUCCUCCUCCCUCAGCUCCGUCCUCGCCUCCGGCAACGCCAUCGCCGCCGCCGCCAAGGGCUCCGGCUCCGUCCACGGCGCCGUCACCUCCGCCAUCACGCACGUCGCCGUCACCGCCGUCGCUAUUGCCUCCGGCGCCUGCCUCUCCACUAAGGUCGAUUUCCUCUGGCCCAAGCUCGAGGAUCAACCCGGUUCCCUUGUGCUGGAAGGAGUUGACGUAACAGGCUGUCCCGUAUUCAACGAUGCGAAGGUGCGAAAGGCUAUUGCAUUUGCCAAAAGAGCUCAUCAUGGAGUCCUUAGGAAAACCGGGGAUCCGUAUUUGACUCAUUGUAUCCACACAGGGAGGAUCUUAGCUAUGCUGGUUCCUUCGAACGGCAAACGAGCUGUUGACACCGUCGUGGCUGGGAUUCUCCAUGAUGUGGUUGAUGAUGCCAGUGAGAGUCUGCAUAGUGUUGAGCAAGAGUUUGGGGACGAUGUCUCUAAGUUGGUUGCCGGUGUUUCCCGAUUAAGUUAUAUAAAUCAGCUUCUAAGGAGACACCGCCGACUAAAUGUAAAUCAGGAUAGCUUUGGUGAGGAAGAGGCAGAUAAUCUACGAAUUAUGCUCCUAGGGAUGGUUGAUGAUCCACGAGUCGUGCUCGUCAAGCUUGCGGAUCGUCUUCACAACAUGAGAACCAUUUAUGCUCUUCCAUCGCCAAAGGCUCGAGCUGUUGCACAGGAGACCCUGGUAAUUUGGUGCUCACUUGCUUCGAGAUUGGGUCUGUGGGCAAUGAAAGCUGAGCUGGAAGAUCUGUGCUUCGCAGUUCUCCAGCCACAAGUAUUCCGGAAGAUGCGUGCUGAUCUUGCUUCCAUGUGGAGCCCAAGCAAUAAAGCAGGAAAUCCAAGAAGAAUCUUGGCAAAAACUAGCUUCCCACACUGUGAUGAGGACAUUUCAUCUUCCGAUGAUGAAGAUUCAGUCAAUAUGAAGGAGAACAUGAAAAGCAUGAAGGAUCUUCUGGAAGCUGUAGUGCCCUUUGAUAUCUUAUUAGACCGGAGGAAGAGAAGCAAGUUUACCGGUGAUAUUGGAAAAGAUUCAGAGAAGGUCACAAAGCCUAAGGUUGUGAAAGAUGCUGGAGUUGCUUUGGCUUCUAUGCUUGUAUGUGAGGAAGCUCUUGAGCGCGAGUUGUUUAUCUCAACUUCGUAUGUUCCUGGAAUGGAAGUAACGUUAUCUGGCCGACUAAAAAGUUUGUACAGUAUUUACAGCAAGAUGAAAAGGAAGGACGUGAGCAUUAAUAAAGUGUAUGAUGCCCGUGCAUUGCGGGUAGUUGUCGGAGACAAGAAUGGAAGUCUGCAUGGACCUGCAGUUCAAUGUUGUUACAGUCUUCUUGAUAUUGUGCACAGACUCUGGACCCCCAUUGAUGGUGAAUUUGAUGACUACAUUGUUAAUCCAAAGGCUAGUGGUUAUCAGUCCUUGCAUACUGCUGUACUAGGUCCUGAUAGUUCACCUUUGGAAGUUCAAAUAAGAACACAGAGGAUGCAUGAAUAUGCUGAACAUGGACUUGCUGCACAUUGGCUUUAUAAGGAAACUGGCAACUGGUUACCAUCAGCAAGCAACAUGGGUGAGUCAGAGUCCUCUCUCUCCAAAGAUUUGGAGGAUUCAGAGUCAGUGGAAGGUGAUCUUUUUCAGAAGUAUGGUUCACUGAAAGCUGGGCAUCCAGUUCUUAGGGUUGAGGGAAGUCACUUGCUUGCUGCUGUUAUAAUUAGUGUGGAUAAGGGUGGAAAAGAAUUACUUGUUGCUGUGAGCUUUGGACUGGCCGCUUCUGAAGCAGUUGCUGACAGAAGAUCUUCAUUCCAGACAAAGCGAUGGGAAGCGUAUGCGAAUUUAUACAAGAAGGUUUCUGAUGAGUGGUGGUGUCAGCCAGGACAUGGGGAUUGGUGCACCUGCCUUGAAAAGUACACACUUUGCCGAGAUGGAAUGUACCACAAGGAAGACCAAUUCCAGCGGCUUCUUCCAACUUUUAUCCAAAUUAUUGAGUUGACGGAGCAAGAAGAAUCUGAAUAUUGGACUGUCAUGUCCGCUGUUCUCGAAGGAAAACAGAUCGACUCUACUACAUCUAGGCCGAGCUUAGCCUCCAUUAGCUCGAAUUCCAUUGAGGGCGGUAUUAAUAACAAGGUGCACCUACUGAGGACAAUGCUUCAGUGGGAAGAGGAGCUACGCUCUGAGGCGAUUGCUUGCUCGAGCAAGCUUGGUGGAAAAUCAUGUGAAAGUCCCAAUUCGGUCGCACUUGAUGAGGUGGUGGUCGUAUGCGGGCCACAAGGUGAGAUCAUGAGGUUAAGGAGUGGGAGUACAGCUGCAGAUGCAGCAAGGAGAGUAGGGCUCGAAGGGAGAGUGUUGGUGAAUGGCCAACUCGUCUUGCCCGGUACCGAGCUCAGAGACGGAGAUGUGGUUGAAGUCAAACUCUAAACGAGCCAUUACGAGGUAAAAUUCGGAAUUGCCUGGUAGCAGCAAGUGUAUAUAGAGCAGGGAAUAGAAUGAAUAGGGGUGAAGUCAAUAAGGCUAGUGCACUUCUAGUCGUAAUCGAUUUGUAUAGGGCUUCUAGUUCAGUUGAAACAUGCCAAUCAUCACGGUCCGCGCCAUCAAGCUAGGAUCGUGUCACUGAGGCAGGCAUGACUUUGGGAGAUUCAUCUGUCCUUACAAACGUAGCCAUUCAAAGUGUACAUAAUCUGAUAAUCACAGAUCAGUAAUACACACAAACAGAUUGGAUAUCCAAUUUUUUAACAAA